AAAGGAUUAAAACCCACCUUGAAUUGGGUAGGUCACAUCUCUACGGAAACAACCUAAUCAAAAGUUCCCACCCAUGAUGGGUCUGCCCCCACAAGAUUCGAUUAAAAGAACAUAGGCGAGAUAGAUUCGUUAGCUUACUCCUUUCUGCCCGUGGACGCUGCUGAGGAAACAUCGUUGAAUUCUUUCCUCCCACUGCCGUCAUGUCUAAGUCAGAGUCUCCUAAAGAGCCUGAACAGCUGCGGAAACUUUUCAUCGGGUGGCUAAGCUUUGAAACAACUGAUGAAAGUCUGAGGAGCCAUUUUGAGCAAUGGGGAACGCUCACGGACUGUGUGGUAAUGAGAGAUCCAAACACCAAACGCUCCAGAGGCUUUGGGUUUGUCACGUACUCUACUGUGGAGGAGGUGGAUGCAGCCAUGAAUGCAAGGCCACAUAAGGUGGAUGGAAGAGUUGUGGAACCAAAGAGGGCUGUCUCAAGAGAAGACUCUCAAAGACCAGGUGCCCACUUAACUGUGAAAAAGAUCUUUGUUGGUGGCAUUAAAGAAGACACUGAAGAACAUCACCUAAGAGAUUAUUUUGAGCAGUAUAGGAAGAUUGAAGUAAUUGAAAUCAUGACUGACCGAGGCAGUGGCAAGAAGAGAGGCUUUGCUUUUGUAACCUUUGACGACCAUGACUCUGUGGAUAAGAUUGUCAUUCAGAAAUACCAUACUGUGAAUGGCCACAACUGUGAAGUAAGAAAAGCCCUGUCUAAACAAGAGAUGGCCAGUGCUUCAUCCAGCCAAAGAGGUCGAAGUGGUUCUGGAAACUUCGGUGGUGGUCGCGGAGGUGGUUUUGGUGGGAAUGACAACUUUGGUCAAGGAGGAAACUUCAGUGGUCGUGGUGGCUUUGGUGGCAGCCAAGAUGGUGGUAGAUAUGGUAGCAGUGGGGAUGGCUAUAAUGGAUUUGGUAAUGAUGGAAGCAAUUUUGGAGGUGGCGGAAGCUACAAUGAUUUUGGCAGUUACAACAAUCAGUCUUCAAAUUUUGGACCCAUGAAGGGAGGAAACUUUGGAGGCAGAAGCUCUGGCCCUUAUGGUGGUGGAGGCCAAUACUUUGCCAAACCAUGAAACCAAGGUGGCUGUGGCGGUUCCAGCAGCAGCAGUAGAUAUGGCAGUGGCAGAAGGUUUUAAUUACUGCCUGGAAACAAAGCUUAGCAGGAGAGGAGAGCCAGAGAAGUGACAGGGAAGCUACAGGUUACAACAGAUUUGUGAACUCAGCCAAGCACAGUGGUGGCAGGGCCUAGCUGCUACAAAGAAGACAUGUUUUAGACAAUACUCAUGUGUAUGGGCAAAAAAAAAAACACGAGGACUGUAUUUGUGACUAAUUGUAUAACAGGUUAUUUUAGUUU
Messenger RNA from Choloepus didactylus (southern two-toed sloth), 1381 nucleotides. Its product is annotated as heterogeneous nuclear ribonucleoprotein A1-like. Gene Ontology annotation, molecular function: RNA binding. The record is from RefSeq and is a predicted model, not a curated record. NCBI's taxonomy places the organism in Eukaryota, Metazoa, Chordata, Mammalia, Pilosa, Megalonychidae. Bases 201 to 1100 code for a protein of 299 amino acids. The transcript has a single exon.